AUGGCAGAUUUUGCGUUAAACGGAUUUAGCAGCGAUCAGACCGAAAAGAUUCUGCAGUUUCAGGUGAUCUAUUGUGUUACAUACUGCAUCAUUCAAUUUUCAAUUGAAUCAUUUUUUUGUCACGAUCAUAAAACGAGAAUACGGCAAUGAUUUCAGGAUUUAACAGGCAUUGAGGACCUAUCAAUUUGCAGAGAUGUUUUACAAAGACAUAAUUGGAAUUUGGAGGUUGCAGUUCAGGUACAUUUCUUUAGCUAUGUAUUUUGUUUUGAAUAUUUUUGAAUACAAGAUUGCAUGAUGAAGAUUAUGUAUAAACCAAUUCUUUCAUAAAAGUUUAAAAAAAAGUUCUAUUUUUGUAUCGUAUAUAGGUCAAUUGUGUAAUAGAAUUACUAAUAAAAUUUCAAGGAUAUUAAUUAUAAUUUUAUUUAUCUUAUGUAUUUGAGUGUUUUAAUAUUUAUUAAUUUAUCUUUUAACUAUUCAUAUAAGUAGAUCAAACCUUGAAAUUAUAUUGUAAUUAAAAUGUUCAUAUUUAUUCAUUUAGGAACAACUAAAUUUGUACGAAGGAAGACCAUCUAUGUAUGCACAAGAUUCAAGAUCAAGACCACCACAAGUUGUUGAUGAUAGCAGUUCUAGAAUAUAUUUUCAUUAUUCUGGAAGCCCUAAUGGCAGGGGUAUAUCUUCUGAUCCUGUGGAAGAUGUGAUUAGCUUCAUUCGAUCCUAUGAAGAAGCCUAUGGUAACAGUCAUCCUGUUUUUUAUCAGGGUUCUUAUAGCCAAGCUCUUUCUGAUGCAAAACAAGAAUUAAGAUUUUUAUUGGUAUAUUUACAUAAAGAUGAAGCUCAAAAUAUUGAUCAAUGGUGCAGAAAUACAUUAGGUAAUCUACAAAUUAUUCAAUAUAUAAAUAUACACACCUUAUUUUGGGCAUGUAAUGUGCAAUCAGGUGAAGGUUACAAGGUAGCAGAAGCUCUUAAAUCUGGUUCUUACCCUUUUCUGGCUGUUAUCGUUUUAAAAGAUAAUAAAAUGACAGUAGUUGGCAGGGCAGAACGUAGUGCUGCGCAAUCUUUGCGGCAACAACAAGAUCAGGCAUAUGAGGAAUCACUACGUGCGGAUCAAGAAAAAGAUCGGAGGAGAGAAGAAGAACGACGAGCACGCGAGGAACAAGAGGCCAGAGAAAAAGAACAAUUAAAUGCACAAGAAAUGGAAAUUCAACGCAUUCGUCGCGAGAAAGAACUUACUGUUUGUAAAGUGCCUCUCGAACCAGAGCCUACUAAUCCUAAUGCAUGUCAUCUUCAAAUUAAGCUUGGUGAAAGGACAAUGAAAAGACGUUUUCUAAUGUCCGAUACGUUAGAAGAUGUAUAUCAUUGGAUAUUUAGUCAGCCGGAUUCUCCAGUGAGUUUUGAAAUAACGACCAGUUUUCCGAAGAGAAUUUUAUAUCCAUGUAGAGAAAUUUUUACAUUAUUAGACGCUGGAUUAACACACAGAGAAGUUCUCCAUGUUAAUGAUUUAGAUGAUUAA
Molecule: messenger RNA, 1510 nt
Organism: Heterotrigona itama
Lineage: Eukaryota; Metazoa; Arthropoda; Insecta; Hymenoptera; Apidae
Source: the annotation of a GenBank genome assembly